GUGCCGUCGUUCGUCGCAGGGCUAGGCGUGCUGGCCAGUCACAGUCGCACACCACAAGGACCAGCCGCUGCGCAGACAGCAUCGUACGAUUAACAGUACGAUUAGCAGCAGACCGCGCCACUGCGCAGGCAUGGACGACAGCGACCGACGCGGGGGCGACGGGAUGGGUGCGACGGACGGCCUGGACGGCGACGCCCGCGUGCUCGACUUCCUCGACGACAAGCUGCAGACGGCCGGCGACCUGGACGCGCUGGACGAGCUGCUGGCGAGCAUCACCGCGCGCCACGGCCUGCUGAAGCAGCAGCUCGACGACGCCCGCCGCGACCUCGACGGCGCGCAGCACCGCCAGCAUGGCUACCACGACCGCCUGCAGACCACGGCGGCCGCCUUCCACAGCGCGCAGCACGACAUCGACCGCCGCCUGCUGGUCAUGACCGCCUCGGAGACGAGCGACGACGCCGUGCCGCGCUUCGAGGCCGCCCUGGGCACGCUGCAGCGCCUCGACGUUGCCAGCGGAUACAUUGAGCUGCUGCGCGACGUCGAUGCCCUCAGCACCCACGCGCAGGCCCAGCUGCAGACGUCGAGCGAGGCUGCUCUCGCGCCCUACCAGCAGCUGCGCGCGCUGCACACCCGCCUGCUCCAGCUGCAGCACGAGGCCGAAGGGGCCGCCCCGCAGCUGUUGCACCACGUCGCCCAGAUCACCCACGCCCUGCGCGCCCGCAUCCUCGAUGCUUUCGCCGCCGACCUCGACCGCGUCCUCAAGAAGCUGCACUGGCCCACCCCCAAGGCCAUCGUGCCGCCACAGCUGCGCGAGGAGUGGGAGACGGCCGUCGUGAAGCUGCUCGACCUGCAGAUGCCCGAGCUCGAGGGCAACGACUACGCCAAUGCGGCCGGAGACAAGAAGCUGCCACCUGUGCUCUUUCCCUUUGAAGUGCUGGUGCAGCCCCUCGAGAUGCGCUUCCGCUACCACUUCGAGGGUGCCAAGCCUACCAACCGCCUCGACCGGCCUGAGUACUUCCUCUCGCACGUCACAACCCUGCUAGAUGACUACAGUAACUUCGUGAGUGACUACAUGCAGCCCGUGCUGUUCAAGCACUUCCGCGGCACCGAUCUUGCCUUGAACCCUGUCUACAUUGAUGCCAUGUCUGCCUUCAUCACCGCGCUCCUGCCUGUGCUGCGGACCAAGAUCAGCUCGCUGCUGCCCAAGGUGGCGACCCAGCCGCAGCUCCUCAGCCACCUGAUGCACGAGAUCAUGAGCUUUGACUCCGCCAUCAGAGACACGUGGGCAUACGAUGGCGGCUAUGGCCUGAGCGGCUGGCACGGCCUGUCGUGGGAGUUCCUCGUCCAGGGCAAUUGGUUCGACCAGUGGCUGCGGGUUGAGAAAGAGUUCGCCUUGGGGCGUUACCAAAGCAUCGUAGAGGCCGACGAUUGGCGAGAUCUCGACUACGAAAGCGUUGACCCGAAAGCCACAAAGCCUACCAAAGGAGCGAUUCGUGUCAACGACUUGCUUGAAACGAUAACCGAUCGCUAUCGCCCCUUGACGUCCUUUAAGCACAAGCUGGCAUUCUUGAUCGACAUUCAGAUUGCCAUCUUCGACCAGUUUCAUGAGCGCCUGAACGAUAGCUUGGAGGCCUACCUCCGUAUGACCACUGCGCUGGGUCGCGCAAUGGGCGGUGUGAGCAGAGAGGAGCAGGAUAAGCUGCUUGGCAUUGAAGGGUUGGAGAGUCUAUGCAGGACCUAUGGCAGCGCCGACUACCUGGAAAAGGCGAUGCGCGAUUGGAGCGACGACGUCUUCUUCCUGGACAUUUGGGAGGAGCUGCAGGAUCGUGCCCAGCAUGGCGGCAGCAUAGGCACCCGCACCGUUGCAUCCGUCGCUGAACGCACCUCCAGAAACGUCGGUGCCAGCGAAGCCGACGCCUCAGACGCAGGCGGCCUCUUCGACGAGACGGCUUCGUGGUACGCGCGCCUGCGCGAACGCAGCGAACAAAUCAUCACCGAGACACUUGUUUCCAACGUGCGGGUGGCGCUGAAGCCGUAUCGUCAGAUCAACCCUUGGGCCACCCUCUCCACAUCCGGCGGAAAUAGCAAAGAUGUCAGCUCGACAGCCGAACUCGACCCACUCCUGUCCCAUCUCAGCACCACCCUGACCUUUCUGUCUCGUGUGCUGGCCCCGGCCCCGCUGCGUCGCAUCGCCAGGGCCGUCCUCGCCACCAUCAACACCACCCUCUUCGACACCGUCCUACGCGUCAGCUUCUCGACCCACGGCGCAGCCCAACUGAACGCCGACCUCGACGCCAUCCGCGCCGUCGUCGACGACAAGAUCGGCCCCGGCGUCGCCGCCCUCGGCCUGCGCAAGUGCCUCGAGGGCGCAACGCUCGUGGGGCUCCCCGUCAAGGGUGGCAAAACGUCCGACAACACCAGCCUCGCCGACGACGACGAUGGCGCUGAGGCCUGGGACGCAUGGGCCGCCGACGACGCUAACGCCGACGCGCGUAGCGAGCCGUCAGGGGCGGACCCGCAAAAAGAAACUGCCGCCCCCGACGCACUCGACGGUGCCAAGGAGCUGGGGCUGUGGGAGGUAGAGAAGCGGCUUUUCGCCGACAACGCAAGCGCGCGGGAGGUCCUCGAUGCGCUGGGCUUGGAGGUGCUGGACGAGAAGGAGGCGCGGCGCGUGCUGAGGCUGCGGGUGGAGCUUGCGGGGUGAGAUGGUGUCUGUAAAUGCGAAGACGAGAUGGAGACGACAAUCUUGGCGUCCUUGUGUGCAUGUGAUUUGCCCCUUCACGCGACGGCUGCGAGGAUAGAGUGAGGUCUUGC
Molecule: messenger RNA, 2814 nt
Organism: Boeremia exigua
Lineage: Eukaryota; Fungi; Ascomycota; Dothideomycetes; Pleosporales; Didymellaceae
Product: TIP-1 family-domain-containing protein
Exons: 6
Coding region: 131-2704 (857 amino acids)
Biological process (GO): retrograde vesicle-mediated transport, Golgi to endoplasmic reticulum; regulation of ER to Golgi vesicle-mediated transport; endoplasmic reticulum to Golgi vesicle-mediated transport
Cellular component (GO): Dsl1/NZR complex
Source: RefSeq, a predicted model, not a curated record